AUGCAGAGGCCGGCUUUGCCACGGGACCGAGUCAUGCGCCUGUUGAACACUCUGACGUCAUUGAAGAAGUAUCUGGAGAAGGGGGCUGUGACUCGUGAAAGCUCAUCCCCCGCCGGAAAUUUUGGAGGCCGGCUGCAGCCGGGGCCGCUCCCUCGCCGGCCGGUGCGCUUUUACGCGCACCUGCGCGUAAAAGCGCACCGGCCGGCGAGGGAGCGGCCCCGGCUGCAGCCGGCCUCCCUGCAAGGCCAGGCGGAGGAGGCGUCCAGCCAAGCGCGCUCCCGGCCGGCGGCGCGCCCGAGCCGUCCCCGGGGCGGGCGCGCGCCCGGAAGGGGGAGGCGCGCGGCGGAGGCACGUGGGGAUGCAGCUGGCGGCGCCUUGGCGGAGGCUCCGGCCCGCGCUGGCCAGGCUGGCCCCGUUCCGGCCCAUGUCAGCGAGCGCCUUGCUUUUUAUGAAAAGUUAAAAGCCGCAGCGGAGGGAAAGCGUGCCCAGCGAGUCUCCGAAGAGAGCCGGCCGAUCCGGAUUUCCCUGCCGGGUGACAGAGCCGUGGAGGGGGAGGCCUGGAAAACCACACCGUAUCAGGUGGCGCUGCGCAUUAGCCAGGGCCUGGCCAAGACUGCUGUGACUGCGCGUGUCAACGGGAGCCUCCAUGACCUUGAUCGUCCGCUGGAGGGGGAUGCCGAGUUGGAAUUUGUAGAUUUCGAGUCCCAGGAUGGGCAAGCACUCUUCUGGCACUCCAGUGCCCACGUCCUGGGAGGGGCCGCCGAGCAUUUCUAUGGGGCUCUCCUUUGCCAUGGGCCCAGCAUCGAGAGCGGCUUCUUUUAUGACAUGUACUUGGACAAAGAAAGGACUGUGUUGGGAAAAGACCUGCCGGAGUUGGAGAAGAUCUGCAAGGGCAUCAUUGAAGAGAAGCAUCCCUUUGAGAGACUUGAGGUGACCCAGGAGGAACUGAAGGAGCUCUUCAAGCACAACAAAUUCAAACUGCACAUAAUCGAUGAGAAGGUAAAGUCUCCAACUACCACAGUAUACAGGUGCGGCACCUUAAUUGACCUGUGCCGUGGCCCCCACGUCAGGCAUACGGGCAUGAUCCGAGCAUUGAAGCUCCUGAAGAAUGCCUCUGCCUACUGGCAAGGAGACUCUUCUGCGGAGACCUUGCAGCGGAUCUACGGCAUUUCCUUCCCCAGCACCAAGCAGCUCUCCGAGUGGGAGCGCACCCAGGAGGAGGCUGCCCGGCGGGACCACCGGCGGAUCGGCAAGGACCAAGAGCUAUUUUUCUUCCACGAGCUGAGCCCUGGAAGCUGCUUCUUUCUUCCUAAGGGGGCACACAUCUACACGACCCUCGUGGACUUCAUUAAGAGGGAGUACCUGAAGCGUGGCUUUUCCGAAGUCAUCACCCCCAACAUCUACAACGCGAAGCUGUGGGAGGUCUCUGGGCACUGGCAGCACUACGGGGAGAACAUGUUCUCCUUCCAGGUCAACAACGAGACGCUGGCCUUGAAGCCCAUGAACUGUCCCGGGCACUGUCUGAUGUUUGGCCAUCGCCCGCGAUCCUGGAGAGAGCUGCCCCUCCGGCUGGCUGACUUUGGGGUCCUGCAUCGAAACGAGCCCUCGGGAUCCCUGAGCGGGCUGACGCGAGUGCGCCGGUUCCAGCAGGACGACGCCCAUAUCUUCUGUGCCAUGGAUCAGCUGGAAGGAGAGAUCCUCGGUUGCUUGGACUUCCUGCAAGCCGUCUAUUCCGUUUUUGGGUUUGCACUACACUUCUACCUCGCCACCCGCCCUGAGAAAUUUCUAGGGGACUCUCAUCUCUGGGAUCAGGCCGAGCAGCUGCUGGAGAAGAGCCUCCAGGACUUUGGCCAACCUUGGGAGCUGAGCCCUGGGGAGGGGGCUUUCUACGGGCCAAAGGUGGACGUUCAGAUCAAAGAUGCCCUGGGCCGGCAUCACCAGUGCGGCACCAUCCAGCUGGACUUCCAGAUGCCUCUCCGCUUUGAUCUCACUUUCACCAGCCAAGACAGCGGAGCUCCCCAGAGGCCAGUGAUGAUCCACCGGGCGGUCCUGGGAUCUGUCGAGAGGAUGCUGGCCGUCCUGGCUGAGAACUACGGCGGAAAGUGGCCUUUCUGGUUGUCCCCAUCCCAAAUAAUGGUGAUCCCCGUGGGCCCAGAUGUGGAGGGCUACGGGCAUGAGGUCCACCAGCUGUUUCGCCAGGCAGGAUUCAUGGCGGACGUGGAUGCCGACUUCGGGUCGACCCUCAAUCGCAAGGUCCGGAAAGCGCAGCUGGCCCAGUACAACUUCCAGUUCGUGGUCGGCCGGCAGGAGAUGUCCAACCGCACUGUGAAUAUCCGCAGCCGCGACACUCGCCAGCACGGCCAGCGGGAUUUGCAGGAGACUCUGGGCAGGCUCCGGGAGCUGCAGGACAACCGGGUCAGAAACGUGGAGGAGAUCAUCUGA
Molecule: messenger RNA, 2442 nt
Organism: Euleptes europaea (tarantolino)
Lineage: Eukaryota; Metazoa; Chordata; Lepidosauria; Squamata; Sphaerodactylidae
Gene: TARS2
Product: threonyl-tRNA synthetase 2, mitochondrial
Exons: 19
Coding region: 1-2442 (813 amino acids)
Biological process (GO): threonyl-tRNA aminoacylation
Cellular component (GO): cytoplasm
Molecular function (GO): ATP binding; threonine-tRNA ligase activity
Source: RefSeq, a predicted model, not a curated record